Molecule: messenger RNA, 1386 nt
Organism: Rotaria sordida
Lineage: Eukaryota; Metazoa; Rotifera; Eurotatoria; Philodinida; Philodinidae
Source: the annotation of a GenBank genome assembly
AUGUCAUUCAAUUCAUCUAUGACUGAUAUUAAUUCUAUUCAUCGUCGUCAGAGUAAUUCAUUUAUUAUUCAACAACAACAUUUGACAAGUGAAAAAAUCAAUAGAAAAAAUUCAUUAAGAGAUGAAUUACCAACAAAUGAAGUAACACUUCAAAGACAUUUAGGUCUAUUCUCAGGUGUUUGUUUUAUUGUUGGAAUUAUUAUUGGUUCUGGUAUAUUUGUAUCACCGAAAGGUGUUUUACGUGGAACAGAAUCAGUUGGUUUAUGUUUAAUUAUUUGGAUUGGAUCUGGUCUUCUUUCUUUGCUUGGAGCAUUAUGCUAUGCAGAAAUUGGUACAGUGAUACCAAGAAAUGGAGCAGAAAUAGCUUAUAUGAAAGAAGGUAUUGGUUCAGUUCAUGAGCGAAUUGGUGAAAUAUCAGCAUAUCUAUUCAAUUGGACGAGUGCACUUAUUCUCAAACCAGCAAGUAUAGCUAUUCUUACACUUACUUUUUCUCAAUAUUUUUUAUCUGGUAUUCUCAUAGAUUGUGCUCCAUCAGAACAACUUGUCAAAAUGACAGCUGUUUUUACUCUUCUCAUACUUAUGAAUAUCAAUUCCAUUAGUGUAUCUGCAGCUAAUCGAUUAAAUAUUAUCUUUGUAAUUUGUAAAGUAGUAACUAUUAUAAUAGUUAUCAUAGUUGGUAUUGUACGAAUUGCACAAGGACAUACAAAAUAUUUACAAAAUGGAUUUGAUGGUACAACAACAAAACCAUUAAAUGUUGCACUUGCUUUUUAUUCAGGCCUAUGGGCAUAUGAUGGAUGGAAUAGUUUAAAUUCAAUAACUGAAGAAUUGAAAAAUCCAAAAAGAAAUUUAUGGUUAUCUAUAGUAUUAGCAUUACCAUCUGUUAUAAUUCUUUAUCUUCUUACAAAUAUUUCAUAUUUUACUGUAAUGGAUAAAGUAACAUUACUUAAUUCAAAUAGUGUUGCUGUUACGUGGGGCGAGGUUGCAAUAGGUCCCGUGGUGCGUGCUUUACCAAUUUUAGUAUCAAUCAGUGCAUUAGGUGGUGGUAAUGGAUCUCUUUAUGGUUCUGCACGUUACUGUAUGGUCGGAGCUCAAUAUGGAUAUUUACCUGAAGUCUUUGCUUGUAUUCAUAAAAAAAGAUUGACACCAAUACCUGGUGUUGUUCUUGAGGGUCUUGUUGCAAUAGCUUUGUGUAUGCCAGGCAAUGUUGAAGGACUUAUUGAUUUUUUUAGUUUUGCUGCAUGGAUUUUUUAUGGUUUAACGUUUUUAGCAACACUUUUUUGUAAAUUUACAAUGAAAAAAGCUGAACGAGUAAUAAGUGUUCCAAUACCAUUGAUUAUUCUUAUCAUUCUUAUUUCAAUCUAUUUGGUAAUUGCACCUGUUAUUGCU